Messenger RNA from Magnusiomyces paraingens, 666 nucleotides. RefSeq lists its product as uncharacterized. The transcript has 2 exons. NCBI's taxonomy places the organism in Eukaryota, Fungi, Ascomycota, Dipodascomycetes, Dipodascales, Dipodascaceae. The record is from RefSeq and is a predicted model, not a curated record. Gene Ontology annotation, molecular function: thiosulfate-cyanide sulfurtransferase activity. The coding region runs from base 1 to 666 and encodes 221 amino acids. Gene Ontology annotation, cellular component: mitochondrion.
AUGAUUAGAGCCCCAAGAUAUACCACAGCUACAAUUAAACCCUUUGCAACUGCCGCAACUCGUGUAGCUCUGCUCCCACAAACAUCUAUUGCCACCCGUCAACAACAAAAAUACCAUCAACAACAACACCCUCAAAUCUCCUCUGCAAGUUACCUUACUCUUGCUACCUCUCGCUCUUCUACCCCCACCCUCACCCGCUCUUCCCUCUUCUCUCUUACUAAACGUGCCUACUCCGCUGUCACUAUUGAUGAGCCUGCCCCUGUUAUUGACUUUGCUGCCGUUAAAGCUCUUGCCACCACAGAUCCUUUCCCCUCUGAUAAGUACGUCAUUGUCGAUGUUCGUGAACCUUCAGAAUUUGCCGCUGGUCAUAUCCCUCAUGCUCUUAACCUUCCUUAUAAGUCUGCCCCUGGAGCUCUUGGACUUGAACCUGAAGAGUUCCAGGAUACUUUUGGCUUUGCAAAGCCCGAAACUGGUAAAGAACUUGUUUUCUAUUGCCUGGGAGGUGUCCGGUCUACUGCUGCUGAAGCUUUGGCCGCUACUUUUGGAUACAAGAACCGCGCAAACUAUGUGGGAUCCUAUGACGAUUGGAUCAAGAACCAAGGCCCACUUGAGACCCCACAGCCUCCAGCUGCUGAUGCUUCUGCUGCUCCCGAGCCUAAAGCCUAA